GUAAUGAGAGUAGUGAUUAAGGAUGAAAAGAAAAAGUUAAAUGAAAUAAAACAAGAAGGAGUCCAGUAUAGACUGAAGAUAAUAGUUACCUCAACUUUCAGUCUCCUGGGGAUGUCCAAAUAACUGAAAGGUGUAGUGGGAGUAAGGAAGGGAUACACUUGGAAAGAUAAAAGGCAUUAUAUUAGAUGCAUCAUUUACAUUGCCUCUACUUCGUAUGGAAAUCCUGGUGGCAUAGUGGUUAAGAGCUACAGCUGCUAACCUAAAGUUCGGUGGUUCGAGUCUAGCAGGUGCUUCUUGGAAACUCUAUGGGGCAGUUCCACUCUGUCCUAUAGGGUCGCCAUGAGUCAGAAUCAACUCUAUGGCUACGAGUUUUUCUGGUUUCUACUUCUUAUAAAAAUCCUGAGAGUUGUGUAUUACUAGCCACGUUUUACAGUAUGAGGAGAUGGAGGUUCAGAGAGGUUAAACAAUUUGCUCAGGAUUACAUAGCAGAUAAGUAGCGGGGCCAGAAUUAAAAUCCUAGCCUGUCUGCCUCCACAGCUGAUAUUCUUGUCAGGUUACCAUACUUUGGGUGACAUUUAUAUGAGUGUCAUUGUUUUAUAGCUACCAUGUCGAUGCCUCCAGAGCAGAACCAGAGCUGGGUUUCUGAAUUUAUCCUGCUUGGCUUCUCCAGUCAUCCCACCUCCAACAGGAUCCUCUUCAUUGCCUUUCUUCUCCUGUACUUGAGUGCAAUCCUAGGGAAUGGGCUCAUCAUCACUCUGAUCUGCCUGGAUUCACAUCUCCACACUCCCAUGUACUUCUUUCUCUGUAUCCUCUCGCUAUUGGACGUGGGCUAUGUCACCACCAUCAUGCCCCAGAUGCUGGUGCACCUUCUUUCUCAUUCUCAGACCAUAUCCCUUGCUGGCUGUUGGCUGCAGAUGUACGUGUUUGGUGCCCUGGGCCUGACUGAGUGCAUCUUCUUUGUGGUCAUGGCCUAUGACCGAUAUGUGGCCAUUUGCUACCCACUACAUUAUACUGUUAUCCUCAGCAGGAGAGUGUGCACACGACUGGCAGCUGGAACCUGGGCCUGUGGUUUUUUCUUCUCUCUGAUUCACACCUUCCUCACCAUGAGGCUGCCCUAUUGUGGGCCCAACAUCAUCAACCACUACUUCUGUGAAGGCCCCUCAGUACGAAGCUUGGCUUGCAUGGACACCUACCUGACUGAGAUGGUAGACCUGGUCAUCAGUGUGUUUGUGAAUGUUACUCCAAGCUGCCUCAUUCUGGCCUCUUAUAUUCGUAUUGCCCUGGCCAUUCUCAAGAUCAAGUCCACCAGGGGCCGUUGCAAGGCCUUCUCCACCUGUGCUUUCCACCUGACUGUGGCCACACUCUUCUAUGCUCCAGCCACCUACAUCUACCUGAGGCCCAACUCCAGCUACUCCCGUGAACGUGACAAGCAGAUUGCACUCUUUUACAAUGUCUUCACCGCUCUGCUCAACCCUAUUGUCUAUAGUCUGAGAAACAAGGACAUCAAGGGAGCUUUUUUCAAGGUGAUAGGACGUGGUAGGGUGGUCUGGUGAACUGAGAUCCAAAAGAGUCAGUAUCUGUGAUGUUUUCAACCAACAUUGCACAUUUGAACCAACAUAUACUUGUCCAGUAGAACAAAUGAGGUCCAUGAAACCAACAUGGCUGUACUGAUCAACUUGCUAUGUUGUAGUACAAUAACAAACAUUUCCAUAAACUCAGUGGCUUAUAACAGCAAAGGUUCCUGUAUUGCUCAUGUUCCAUAUCAGUUAUAGGUUGGCUAUGGCCUUCUGUAGCCUUGGAUCCUGGCUGAAGAAGAAGCCCUACCUGGAACAUGCCAUUCUUGUGACAGAAGGAAAGAAAAAAUAGCUAAAACAAAUGAAGACCUU
Molecule: messenger RNA, 1886 nt
Organism: Loxodonta africana (African savanna elephant)
Lineage: Eukaryota; Metazoa; Chordata; Mammalia; Proboscidea; Elephantidae
Product: olfactory receptor 2A12-like
Exons: 1
Coding region: 606-1553 (315 amino acids)
Biological process (GO): G protein-coupled receptor signaling pathway; detection of chemical stimulus involved in sensory perception of smell
Cellular component (GO): plasma membrane
Molecular function (GO): olfactory receptor activity; G protein-coupled receptor activity
Source: RefSeq, a predicted model, not a curated record